Messenger RNA from Quercus robur (English oak), 1977 nucleotides. Its product is annotated as putative E3 ubiquitin-protein ligase XBAT35. The transcript has 11 exons. Gene Ontology annotation, molecular function: protein binding. NCBI's taxonomy places the organism in Eukaryota, Viridiplantae, Streptophyta, Magnoliopsida, Fagales, Fagaceae. The coding region runs from base 260 to 1747 and encodes 495 amino acids. The record is from RefSeq and is a predicted model, not a curated record.
UUUGACUCUCUCAAACUCUUAUCUGCUAAGCAAUCAAAGAUUUAAACCCAAUUUUUCCUUAAAAAAAAAAACCCCAAUUAUUAUUUUUUAUUACUUUGUAAUAAUUUAAUACCAAAAAAAAAAAAAAUACAUACAUAGAUAGUAUCUAUAUUUUUGUAAUUCUAUAUUUAGGAUUGGAUUUUGGAGCAAUCUCUUCGGUUAAAGUGUUGAAAAACAAAUUCUUUCAAAAAACACAAAAAGUUGCAAACUUUCCUGGAAAAUGGGUCAACAACAAUCCAAGGAUGAGUUGCUUUACCAGCAGGUGAGUUAUGGCAACGCAGAGGGAAUCAAAUCUCUUCGCAGAGAAGGUGCAAGCCUUGAGUGGGUUGAUAGAGAGGGAAAAACCCCAUUGAUUGUUGCGUGUAUGAACUCGGAGCUUUAUAAUGUUGCUAAAACUUUGAUAGAGCUCGGUGCCAAUGUCAACGCGUAUAGGCCAGGCCGUCAUGCUGGGACUGCUUUACAUCAUGCAGCUAAAAGAGGCCUUGAAAAUACUGUGAAGUUACUACUUUCACAUGGAGCGAAUGCGUUGUUAAUGAAUGAUGAUUGUCAUACUGCUCUUGAUGUUGCUAGAGUGAAGGGGCACAGCAGUGUUGUUCGUGCUAUUGAGAGUCAUAUUUGUUUAUUCUCUGGUUGGCUGCGGGAGUUUUAUGGACCAGGUUUUCUUGAAAUACUGGCGCCUGUGUUAGUCACAAGAAAAGUUUGGGUUGUUGUUCUACCCUGUGGUGCUCGUAAACCUACAAAGCCUUUCAAGUUGGAGCUUGCCAUAUACCCUAGUAUGCAGGAUGCCCAACCCCGUACAGUUAUUGCAUUAUGGAAAACCAAUUUGGAAGAACCAAAGCUACACCAGUCUGAUCCAUCAGUGAUAAUUCAAGAUACCUCAACCAUCUCAAGAGGCAGGAGGCGGAGACGAAGUCUUUACACCUCCCAAGAGGUGAGGUGUAGGUCUCGAACACAUAGGCAAGCCCGCAUUAAGCUUGCACCUGCAAAUGAAAGUGACAAGCAACAACUUCAGAGGUUUUGUGAUGCAUGCAAGGGAAUUUCCCAGGCUCCUGCAUUUUUGCGUAAUAAUCAGACCCCAGUAGCCACUGCACCGCUAUCUGCUGAAGAUUUUGAAAUAGCAAUGGCUAUCAAUGCCUCAAUCCAGUCUGUUAUGCAGGAGAGACCACCUAUUCUUGAUGCUCACCCUAGCUAUGAAGCAAGUUCAUCUGUUAGUUGGAAUAACUCUGCGAACACUAGCAGUCAUAGUGGUUUGGAUGUACCAAUAGCCCCUGCUCCAAACACAAGUAGUUCUAAGAGGACAGUGCAUGAAACUGGCCCCAAAGGCAAUUCAAGUCAGCAAAGCCAGAACCACGACAUUGUUACUACCACUCAAACAAAUCCCACCCCUGAUUCUAUCCCUUCAGCUCCACCAAUUGCUGAUGGGAUUAUAGAAGAUGGUCCUAUUCUCUACCCAUCAAUUGAUAUCAGUCCUGUUGAUGUGUCAUCCCCAAUUAUCGAGGAUGCACCUGGUAAAGCAGGUGAAAGGAAAGAGGAUGGGGGUGCAUCAUCAUGCGUGAUAUGUUUAGAUGCUCCAGUUGAGGGAGCAUGCAUUCCCUGUGGCCAUAUGGCUGGAUGUAUGUCUUGUUUGAACGAGAUCAAAGAGAAGAAGUGGGGUUGCCCUGUUUGUCGUGCCAAGAUUGACCAGGUUGUAAAGCUGUUUGUUGUUUGACUAUUGAAGCAGAAUGUGGAGAAGCUCUAAAUGGUUGGUGGGUUUUGGACGCCUUAAUUUUGUUUAUGUAUUUCUAUAAACAAGAGCAGUUUCUUAAUUUUGGGAACCUAACCCGAGGGUUUCUGAAUAUAUUGUUGCCUUGCACUGUGCUGUUAUAAAUAUCACUUACCUUGCACUUUUGGGGCUGUAAAAACCUUUUUACCUUAUAUAUAUGUGUGUGUAUGUAUAUA